CAUUAUGUGUGUUUCGUUCGUGCUUUCUCUCUGUAAACAAAAGACUUUUUUCCUCGAAGAAUAGUGUUUACGCGCUGAUAUCGUCCUUCAAGACCAUUGGAAGUCCUCAGGCCAGGGCUGAAGACGGGGUUUCGGGCUUCAAACGUUCCCAAAAUCGACCAGAAUUUUACAGAAGGAAGGAAUGCUGAGGGACCAAUUCAAGACUGCAGAAAUCAAAGACAGCCCCCUAACCAGGAAAGCAAACCCCAUCAUCAAUCAGCCAAGCUGGACAUCAUGGAGUUGCCCUGCUCAAGACCUUCAAUAAGGAGACGCCCUGUCCGCUGCGUAUCGCGAUCUUCACCAAGCAACAAUGCCCUGCUCCAAGACCCUUGCGAAUGCAAUGAGAAGAAGAGCCACAUAAGACGUCCCAAAUGGCGCAGAGUCGGCUGUUGGCGCUGCUUCUUUGCGUCGCCUGCUUAGGCAAUGCCGUCGCCUGGGCGUCUUCAACAGAAGAGGACGGUGAGCUGCUGAUGCACCACGACAGCGGCGCCCAGAACAUGGACAGUUUGCUGUUGCCAGGCAUGAAAUCGCACACUGAAGAGGAGGAGGACGAACUGGAGGAGGACUACGAGGAGGAACACGAGCACCACCUGGCGCCGUCCAGUCCUUCGGUGGCGCCGUCGCUGACCGGCGACCACCACCCGGCGGUGUCACUGCCCGUCUUCCUCGAGGAACCCAUCGACACCUACGUCAUCAAAAACAAACCGGCAACCCUCGUGUGUCGCGCCGCCCACGCCCUCAACGUUCAUUUUGAGUGCAACGGCGAGGGAGCGGAUGACUCUCUGACGGAGCAGAAUCAGCACCACAUCGUGGAUCCGAUGACCGGCACGCGAACCAUCGAAGCAACGGUGAACAUCACGAGGGACCACGUCGAAGAGUAUUUCGGCGCCUCGUUCGAGUGCUUGUGCAUCGCCAUGUCCAGCAGGGGCCACGUCAAAAGCAGGCCCGCCAAGCUGAAGGUUGCAUUUUUGCGCAAGCUGUUUGACCACGCACCGUACUCGCAGUCGGUGGAGCUGGAGCAGCAGGUCGAGUUUCGUUGUUUGCCCCCGGAAGGCUUUCCCAAGCCCAACGUGACUUGGAUACGCAACGGGGUCAUUCUGCGCGGGCAGGAGCAGGGCUUGCGGAUCUCGCAGGACGGACGUGUCCUGCUGGUGUUGAGUGCCAGAUUAGCGGACGCCGCCAAUUACAGCUGCGCCGCCGAAAAUGUGGCCGGCCGACGUGUCUCGGAGCCGGCAUCCUUAACAAUUUAUGUUAACGGAGGGUGGACGCCGUGGUCACCGUGGAGCGAGUGCAGCAGCCGGUGCGGUCGCGGCCAACAGAGCAGACAGCGCCAGUGCACGGCGCCGGCGCCCCUCAACGGCGGCGCCAACUGCCCAGGCAACGCCAGGCAAAAGGUCGAGUGCACCAGCCACUGUCCAGGAGGAGCUCUGUUCGAGGACAACAGUGGUUCUUCGUCGACUGAUGGCCGGUGGUCCGUCUGGUCCCCGUGGAGUGCUUGCGGUCCCGAUUGCAAACACCACAGGAAACGGUCGUGCAACAGCCCCGCGCCCUCUCCAGGCGGCCGUUUCUGCUCCGGCAAGGACAUGAUGUCGGCCAACUGCACCGGAGACCUCUGCACAGUCGGCAAGGAAGACCUGCACUCGGGUUUCGACGGCGCCAGACUCGCGGAAGAAGCUACCCGGGCCGCCGUGCAGACAGAUGUGACUCUCUACAUCGGGCUGAGCGUCGCCCUAAUUGUCUUCGGAGUGCUCGCCUGCGUCGCCGUCAAAGUUCUGAGGCGCAAGGGCAGAAGGCACAGCCUCUACGACAUGGCCGUCUCAGUUGAUUACUACCCGCACCCUGACAAGAAGAACGGCCACCUGAUGACGACCACGUUGCACUCGCAGCCUGACCUGACGCAAGGAGCCACCUCGGCCACUCCGCCCCUUCUGCCGCCCCCCGGAGGCCCCACGGCCGUCUUCUACGAGUACCCCCCGUACGGCGACGCCAACCACCUGGGCACCCCUUGCAGCGAGCACCACUACGACGUGCCCCUGCUGGCGCCGCCCCCGAAACACCCGCCCCCGGCCGCCCCCGGAACGGCGUCGACCGCCUCCUUGGCCUCAUCUUCGCGGCCACCGCAGCGCUCCGGGAGUCUCUCGUCGUUUUCUUCUUCCUUGUCCCAGGCGGAUUCCGUCAGCUACGACGCCAUCCCCAAUAACUACAACGACUCGUCAAGUGGAGGCGAGACUGUGUGCGGAAUCAAGUUGGUGGAUACCGAGAGCAAAACCAAGGGCACCGUCGGAUACUCGGGGCUGCGGCUCAGCCUGCCCAACUCUGGAGUUCACCUGACCAUGGGCGAGGGAGCCGUCAGCAGAGGGGAAAAGAGAAAAGCGUUUUUGGCUGUAAUGAGGGCUGACAGGGAGCGCGUUCCAUUGCCAGAUGGUUUGACACAGUUGAGUCCUGUGGUGGCGUGCGUUGUUCCACCAGCAAUGCGGCGACCGGCGGUCCUCAGCUUCAGGCAUUGCGCGCGCCCGCAAAGGGGAGCUUGGAAUGUCUCUCUGUGGUGCAGUCCGGGAACGCCAGACUCGCCACCCAAGUGGAAGCGCGUGGUCACCUUGGGAGAGGAAACAAUCAACACGCCGGUCUUUGUGCAGCUUGACGAGAGCGAGGCGCAUGUGAUGGUGGAAAACUCUGGCCGCUACAUUUUAGCUGGCGAGUCGCACACUGGUCGGGCGGCCAAGGCGCUGAAACUGGCCGUCUUCGGGCCGAGCCAACCGCCGCAUCAGGAGUGCUGCUUGAGAGUUUAUGCUGUUGAGGACUAUUUGGCUGCAAUGGAGGCAAUGAUGUCAAUUGAAAAGCAGUUGGGAGGCUGCCUGCUCCAAAGGCCGAGGUCGAUGCUGUUCAGUGACGGGGGCGGAUCUUUGUGUCUGGACCUGGAAGGUUUGGGACAUGGUUGGCGGUGCAAGCCUCAGGGCAGCUUCCAGGAAAUUCCAUUCCAACACGUUUGGAGACCUUCGAGUAAUUUGCUGCAUUGUUCCUUCACCUUGGAGAGAAGCAACAAUGACCCUUCGCCGGUUUCAUUCACACUCAGAGCCCGCCAGGUUGACAUAACGACAGGCGCCACGAUCUCACAACAGGUUGCCAUCAACGUCAACUGUGACGGAUCAUCUCAGACUCCAUGCAGUCCGAACGCAGUACCAAGAGGAGCGCGAGUCUCAACAGUCAAUUCGAGUAGUGGCUGCAGCUCUCUCGUCACCACCCUGGAACCUGCAGGACCUGCUUUCAAGUUCCCUAGAGGGCUGAGGAAACAACUCAGCCAGUGUCUCGACCCGCCAAAUGCUCGGGGCAACGACUGGCGAAUGCUCGCUCAAAAACUUGGCAUGGAUAGGUACAUUGCAUUCUUUGCAACAAAGCCGAGCCCAACAGAGCACAUUCUUGACUUGUGGGAGGCGCGACACCGCGACUCCUCCGCCUCGGCCGAGUUCCUCAACAUCCUCAGGGCCAUGGGCAGGAUGGACGCGGCGGGAGUGGUGGAGCGCGAGUUGGGACCCUGGUUGUAAUUGGGCCCCUCCUCGCCAUCAGUGUCUGUAGGGGACUGAAUAGUAGCCCUUGUCCUCCUCCUCUCUCUGUCUCUUAAUUGUGAUCUGUGUAUAAAAGACUGCAGCGAGAAAUACACACACGUAAAUUAGUAGUGCCAACAUCUAAUAAGGACCACCGACCGAGAUAAAUAUUUAAUUAAAUGUUCGAGUAGCGCAAACCAUCAAUGUAACACACACUCACACACACCAAAUGUAAACGACUCAAUGUUUAGUGCAGUUCAUUGUGCCAAAAAAUGCAGCCCACCAGAUUUGGCGACAAAAGUCACAGUAAAAUUUGGUUAUAUUAAAAUUCCUGAGGAAAUCACGUGUUUAUAGGUUGGAUUUUGGUGGACUAUCUCUCUUGUGUAAGGAAAUCGAUGUUGUAAAACUUUGUUACUUAAUAUAAUAAAAAAAAAACAAGGACGUGAGUGAUUUUUGAUGCUGGAAAGACAGAAAAGUUUAGAGAGACGAACUUGUGUACAGAAUGAACUUGUUAGCAGGAAAAUUUGGAUGGAUAAGCGUAUAAAUAUAUAUUAUUGUUUGUUACGAGCGUAGACGUUGUAUAAAGAGGAAGAAAAACCGCUGAUAUAGUUAAAAUAAUAAUAUAGCCAUCGCUGUGAAAGAGAACUAAAUGUUUCCCUUUUUAUAAUAAAAACGACACACACUCUGUACAUACACAGAAAUGAUACAACCGUAAAUUAUGCAACACGUGGAAAAAUUGAAAUUUCUAUUGAAAAACUGAAAAAUGUAAUAACUCGAUAAUAUAGUCUUUGAUGAAUUAUAUAUAUUAAUAAAAAUGCAACGAUAUAUGAAGUC
This is a messenger RNA of Neocloeon triangulifer, 4415 nucleotides long. RefSeq names its product netrin receptor UNC5B (gene unc-5). Gene Ontology annotation, biological process: motor neuron axon guidance; netrin-activated signaling pathway. Gene Ontology annotation, molecular function: netrin receptor activity; protein binding. Gene Ontology annotation, cellular component: membrane. Lineage: Eukaryota; Metazoa; Arthropoda; Insecta; Ephemeroptera; Baetidae. Bases 411 to 3581 code for a protein of 1056 amino acids. The record is from RefSeq and is a predicted model, not a curated record. The transcript has 21 exons.